UGGAUUUUGUGCGGAAGCUUUGGUGGGUCUGAAAUGGAUUUGUGGGGAUGCUUUUGGAUCUUUGGAUCCCGGUAGUCUAUCUUUGGGGUUUGCGAACCCGGAUCUUUGGAUCUUCCAUCGACGUCAUUUUCUCAGAAAAGAUCGCGACAAAGAAAUGCCAAUGAUGUCUCAAUUCCACCACCCACGCUUCUGCGGAUGAUGUCCAUAGGAUGCUAAUGACUGCUACAAGUUAUUAGUACUUUGCUAUUGGUAUGUGACAGACAUUCUUAUUUGAAUAGAUCAGGCCAAGAACGAAACAGAGAAGAAAGAAAGAUGCAGUCAAUAAUACACUUUGCCAUUAGUGCGUUGCUUCUACUACUAGUACUGCAAUGCCCAUCAUCCGUCACAGCCUCCACUUGGGUCAUGCCCGAAUCGAGCUACCCCAAUCCGUUCUGGCCCAGUGGCGCCAAUCCCCGCGACGUGGACGCCUUGGUAGACUUGGUCAUGAAGGACAAGACCAUCAAUCUACGCGCCAUUCCCGACCGCUUUGAACGUCAACUCUACAAAUCCACCAUACUCACGGCCGUCAAUUGCUUUUACGAAAACUUGGCAUACUAUCAUGGCAGCCAGGUCAUGGGACACGAAUUGCGAUGGAUUCGACUCCCCAAUCGACGCGCUAGUUUGCAACGACAGUAUGAAAUUGCCGUGCACGAAAAUCAAGACAUUGACGAACGUCUGCUGGAAGAAACUGCUGCACGGUUAUUGGACAAUCAAUCCAUCAAUCAACGAUUCUUGCCGGAUGCCCUCGAACGAAAACUAUACGUCAAUUGUCUCAAAAUUACCUUUCGCGUACUAGCACUACUGGCAGGAUCUAUCCGCGUCCGAUUGUGCGGACACGAAUUGUCCAUGGACUUGUCCAAAGUCAGCAAACCCAUUCUGAGCAAAUCCGUGCAACGGGCCAAAAUAGAUCGCGCGUUGGUACGUCAAUUGGCGGAAGAUGCCGUCGUCAAACAACAACGAAAAUUCUUUUUGUUUUUCUGGAAGGAACCCUUGCAAGAACUCAAGAUUAAUCUACAUGCCAGUCUCUACGCACUGCUCUUGGCCAUUACGGAUGAUUUGCUCGCCAACUUUUCCAUGGAACUUCUCUCCGAUCGGAUCAGUUUGGAUUUGGCACCCAGUAAAUUGAAUAAGAAAAAGAAGAAAGAGGAAGAUGAGGAAAGCAAGCAAUAGCCGGAUUAUUAUAGUUGCAGUGCGUGAUGCCAUGAAAAGAUUGACGAGUGGUCAUUUUGGAUAUGAUUGCGGUUACGAGGUACUGGCUACCGGUACCAGGUACUGUAGCUAGUAGAAUAGAGUCGCAGUGAAAGACAAGAUCCCAAGAAGGAGGCCACGUUAAAGUAGUCUAGCCUUACUCAUAUAUAUAAUUUUCGAUUCCGGUGCCU
Molecule: messenger RNA, 1418 nt
Organism: Seminavis robusta
Lineage: Eukaryota; Bacillariophyta; Bacillariophyceae; Naviculales; Naviculaceae
Source: the annotation of a GenBank genome assembly